CCAGAACAUCGUUACGCCCUGCCCCACCUCCCCCGGAAGGUGUCAGCCAGCCUUUCGGACUUCGCCGUGAGGUGACACGGGUGUGUAUUAGUAAAUCUGCUUUCGAAAACAUUUUGAUACAUUUUUCUUCGCGAGGUGAGCAGCAAAAAAGUACCUUUGACACUUUGAGUAGCUACUGCCUCAGUCAAUAACUUUGUGAACCGAAAAUGGGGGACGCAAACCUCAUCCUCAUUCAACGGCAGCAACUAUAUGACUCAUCAAUGCCCCUGUUUCUAGUUCACGAUGGGAGUGGAAGUGUAGGCAGUUAUAACCGCCUGGGAGACUUUGGUCGAGACACUUGGGCAUUUGAAAAUCUCAAAGUUCAGGAAAGUGGAAUCUGGACAGGGGGAAUUCAAGCAAUGGCAGAACUCUAUUGCCAAAUGAUCCAGGAUGUUUACCCCCAAGGAGGUAUCAUUUUGGGAGGAUGGUCAAUCGGAGGGCUCAUCUCACUGGAGAUGUCGCACAUUCUCUCGAAAGUUCCUAAUAUUACCGUCGUUGGUGUUGUGAUGAUCGAAAGCCUGUUCCCCGGCCUUCUCAACAGCCAAAACAUUACGGUGGAGGUACAAGAUUUGUGCUUUAGAAGCAAAAUGUCCGUAUACGAGCGGAAAAGGGUGGCGAAACUCAUCUUCGAGGCAACGCGAGUCGCAAAGUCAUAUGAGUCGGCGAUUUGGACACCAGAAAUAUCGAGGCACGAUGACUUGAACCACUGCAAAAUCGCCUCGGACUCUGCAGCACUGCGAACGGCAGAUGCAAAUCCGCCCUCACCUCUUGUGUUGGUCAAAGCGAGUGAUCCUGUCCCCUCGCGUCAAGGUACUGUGAUACCUACGCUGCUUGGUUGGGAUCAACUUGGAGAUCGCUGGAUUACCGCAGUGUAUACGGUUCAAGGUCACCACUUCAGUAUUUUCGAAGAGGAAAAUGUUGGCUACCUUACAAUCAUCCUUAGAGAGGCCUGCAUCAUCCUUGAGAUGAGUCUUUAAAAGUGACAAUAGAGACCAGCGGAAGUCUUCUGGCGCCAGUUCUGUGUAGACAGCUGCAGUUGUAGAGCUGCAGUCUCCCUAAAUUCGUUCUGUCUCCCUUCACUAGAUCCAUGGCCUACAUGUCAUCCGACUCAAAUUCAUAGAACUCAUUUCGGCAUUAUGAACAGACAGGGGCAAGUGAAUUUCCGUGGAGGCAAAAUAUAUUGGCCCGGGCUCGCUAGUACAAUCUCUCACCUCUUUUAAGACUCUAUCAACCCAAAAUCUCAGCUUUAGUAAAUCUAGAAGCCUUUCACGGGAUUUCUACACUUAUUGUCGUGCUGUUUCUUCUUGGUAGACGAAUUAUGAAGCAGGGCAGCUAGCAUUAAGUAGCCAUCCUUACGUAAGGGCUUGCGGGAAGAGGGAGGUACAAUCUCAUCCCCACUUUGACUCCAG
This is a messenger RNA of Lindgomyces ingoldianus, 1448 nucleotides long. Its product is annotated as alpha/beta-hydrolase. The record is from RefSeq and is a predicted model, not a curated record. The transcript has 3 exons. Gene Ontology annotation, biological process: biosynthetic process. NCBI's taxonomy places the organism in Eukaryota, Fungi, Ascomycota, Dothideomycetes, Pleosporales, Lindgomycetaceae. Bases 207 to 1016 code for a protein of 269 amino acids.